Molecule: messenger RNA, 1523 nt
Organism: Hydra vulgaris (swiftwater hydra)
Lineage: Eukaryota; Metazoa; Cnidaria; Hydrozoa; Anthoathecata; Hydridae
Product: synaptotagmin-10
Biological process (GO): regulation of dopamine secretion; vesicle fusion; regulation of calcium ion-dependent exocytosis
Cellular component (GO): axon; synapse; plasma membrane
Molecular function (GO): SNARE binding; calcium ion binding; calcium-dependent phospholipid binding
Source: RefSeq, a predicted model, not a curated record
AAGGAAUUUUUAUCGCUUGAAUAAUAUAAUAAAAACUCGACAGAUUAUUUAAACCAGUUGGGAAUUCAUGUUUUAAAAUCAAAUGUUAUUCUGUUAUAUUGAUAUAAAAAAGCCUUGUAAAAAAAAACCUAAAAUUUAAAUGAAUGUUCCAGUAUGGUUACUAGCAAUCUUGGUGUGCUUAAGUUUAAUACUGAUUACUGUGUGUUUUGUUGUUGGUUUCAAUGUGACAAAAAAUUGGCUUCACAUGCAAAAGUACGAACGCAUCCGUUCAAAGAGAUGUAAAAAUCACGCCCAUCUUAAAGCGACAUCUUUUUUAUGUGGAUACGAGAAUACUUAUAAAUUAAAUCCUCAUCAAAAUUUUCCGUUUCUUCCUAUAACUUCUACAAACGUCAUUCAAAAAGAUAACUCCGUAAAAUGGUUAGAGUCAAAGCAAUCUACAUCCACUACUUCCACUUUACAUGCCAAAAUCCCUCCUUUUAACAAAUUUGAAAGAAGAUUGCUUUUGAGUCACGCUGAAAGUUUUGAUGAGCGUUCAUUCCAAAGACUUCUUCAUAAACAACAUGUGCUAAGAUCAUCAGCGACUAACUUACGUCAAAUAGAAAGUCCAAGUUCAUAUCGUAGUUUUGAUGGAAGCACUGAUAGUAGAGGAAAUAGUUUAACAGUAAAGCACAAUGCAUUAGUUGACUUUGAUACUUCGGAACAAACAGAAACAGUUUAUCUUAACAACGGUUAUUUAACAGAAAGCGACGAAAUUCUCAAAAAUGAACCACUUAUAAGUUAUGAUCAAGAUAGCUCUACUGUAUUUAAAUCAAUAGAAAGAGGAUCUCUUACAUUUCUACUUGAGUACGAUUCAAAGUUAGCAGAACUUUUAAUUACUGUUAAAAAUGCAAUAGACUUACCUUCUGUGAGCGGAAAAGAUCGCGUAAAUAGCUAUGUUAACAUAUGUAUUGUUCCUGAAGACUUUUUAUGGAAAAGAACGGAAGUUGUACCCAACAAUUGUUGUCCAAUAUACAAUACAACCUUUCGUAUUACUGAUGUUCUAUAUCAUAAACUUCGAGAAUAUACGUUAUGCUUCUAUGUCAUGGACGUUGACGUAACCAUUGGUGAAACAGUUGUUGGAAAGGUUUUAUAUCCUCUCUCCGAUCUUAGAAUGGAGCAGAUUGUUGAAGUACAGAAAGAGCUUUCAUUACCUUAAUUACUAUAACAACCUUAAUUACUAUAAAUAUUAAACUUCAUUACCUUAAUAACUAUAACGACGAAUUACAAAAAAAAUUAAAAAUAGUUAAAUAUAAUUACAAAUAGAAUUUCAAAUUAUUACAAAGUUAAUAAAGAGACAAAGUAAAAAUAUUAUGAAAAAAAUUAUUUUUUAGGUGCAAUCUAUCAGUCAAUAAAAGUGAAACUUGUGAAGUGUAUAAAUUGUAUAAAACUUAUUAAUAUUUAUAAAUGUAUUAUGAGCUUAACUGUGGAUAAAAAUGUUUAAAAAUGUAUUUCAGUUUUUAGUUAAAAAAUAUCAAACAAUUGUC